AUGUUUGUUCAAUUUACAUUGGGGUGCUAGCGUCUUGAAGCAAAGAGCACAAGCAGAAAACUAGCAAAGUAUCAACUUUUGGACUGCAUGUGCUAAGAUGAAUUGGGCUGUCGUCUGUUUAUUUUACAUUUUGGUGUCAUGUAACGAAAUCGGUGGAAAAAACGUAAAGUGGGAAAAGAAAUUUGAUCUUGUUGAAUCAUGGGAAGUUGGAAACUUGAUAAAAAAAAAUGCAAAAGACCAAACAAAACUUGAAUCAAACGUAGGCGAGUUUGCCGCAUUACGCGAACAGCCCGUGAAAGAGAUACGUGUAAAAAGAGACGCUUACGGUUCAAGUGGUUCAGAUGACAAUAUCUGUACAAGACGCAUAGAUCUGGGUUUUGUACUGGAUGGCUCUGGUAGCAUUGGAUCUAACAACUUUCAAAAAUACUCCAAUUCGUAAAAGACAUUCUUGAUCACUUCAUGAUUUCUGCUUCCGAAACACGUUUCUCCGUGAUAUCGUAUGCCUCAUCACCGACGCUAUACAUCACAUUCUCUCAAACGUUUGCCACCAAACAAGCCCGUGAUUCGGCCAUCAACGCUAUAUCGUAUCCCGGUGGGGGAACCGCUACAGGCGCCGCUUUAAACUUAGCUUACAACAGAAUGUUCCAAACAAGUAACGGUGCUCGGAGUACUGCAGAUGUUACUAAAGUACUGAUAGUACUGACAGACGGAUAUAGUGGCGACAGUGUUACGCAACCAGCACAAAGACUAAAGAAUGACGGAGUCAUCGUAUACUCCAUUGGAGUGGGAGCUGGGGUUUCAAACACUGAACUUAAUGAGAUUGCAUCACUUCCAUCAAAUGAGCACGUGUUUUUGUUGAACAAUUUUCAAGCGCUCGACUCGUUCGCAAGUCGCAUGUCCUCCACAACUUGCAAAGCAAACUCAUAUCAUCUUAUGUGUGGAUCAAGUAAUAUAACGUUAGUAAUUGGUGCACACUCAUUGGCGAAUCUGGACAUGAAUAAUGCACACCUCCUUGACACAAGCUGCAAGGCAAGCCACAAUAAAACCCAUUUGUUCAUCUCUACGAUACAAAAUCAAUGUGGGACAAUCUAUACUCAGACCCAACAAGAGAUAAUUUAUUCCAACACAUUGACCAUACGAAGAAAAUCCAGUGGCUCGGUCAUCACCAGAGAAAAAGAGAUCAGAAUUCACUUCCACUGUACUUACAGCCGUACGGUCAAUAUAAGCGGUGUUACUUUCGAACCACCGGAUCCUGUGCUUGAAAUCACACAAAAAAGUACUGGUAACUUUACGAUCGAACUUGGUUCCUUUGCAAACUCUCAAUUUUAUCCGUCAACCAGUGAAAAUUAUCCCUCUUUCAAGAGCUUUGAUGAUUACAUCAACAUACAGUACAAAGUGUUGACAGCCAACCCUGACAUUGUUAUUCGAGCUAAGUCAUGUCAUGCUACACCAACAAACCAAGCUUUCGCUACACCUCAGUAUCCAAUUAUCGCCGAAUAUUGCGACAAAGACUCGACAAUCACUCAUGUCACAUCGGGAUUGCAGCAAACUCAUCAAUACCGCAUGCAAGUCUUCCGAUUUCUGGUUGAUCAUACAUUAGUCUACAUUCAUUGUACACUAAAAUUGUGUAGUAGAAGUAUACAGAACUCAGUGUGUACACGAAGUACCACGUGUCCUGCCAGAAGACGUCGUGACGUUGCCUCCCCAGAUGCCACAGAUCAAGAUUAUAUGGUUUCUCUUGGUCCAUUUACACUAAAACAAACAUCAAGCAACAAUACUAACGGGAACAAUACAAACACACCGAGAAACGAUACAAAUGUGAACACGGACAUAUCAAGAAACAAAAUUAAAGAGGGCAAUAAUGACACAUCAAGAAACGUUACAAUUGUGAACAAUAAGGACAUAAGAAACAAUACAAAUGUGAUUAAUAAGGACACGCCAGGAAACGAUAAAAAUGAGAACAAAAACGACACAUCAAGAAGCAAUACAAAUGGGGAUAAAGACAUAUCAAAAAACGUUACAGAAGUAAACAAUAAUGACGAUAAUGAAGGUGAAAAGAAAGACGAGACCGACCUAAGAAAUUCAGGUCAAUGCAAAGCAUCCAGUUCAAAAACGAUGAUUUUGUUCUUGAUGGUUGGUAUGGGGCUGUCUACCUACCAUGUGUUGUUUACAUGAUGAUAUCAUACGUAUCUAUCUCAUACUGCUAUGAGUAAGAGGUAUUCUUUUACUGACACGGGAAAUGAUUGUAAAAGAAGUCGAACUUUUUCAACUGCACAAAACAAUUUCACAUCUAUGAGUAGUAUUCAUACACAUGCACAGUUGCAGAUUCGGCGUUAGUUAAACUAUAAAUUACAAAAGCUCAAUAUCUGGUAGGAUAUAGUUCUUUGCAAAUUCUUAACCAAUUAGCAGGUACAAUUAAUAUAUUUUGCCGAAACGCAGAAAAUCAAUUGAUUCUUUACUCACUUGCAUGCAAAAUCUUUUACAAACAGAUAUGUCCAAUGAACAUUUUACAUAAACACUAUAAUUCCUAAUAGCUGUUUAAAAUGUCAAUGUUUGAGUACAUAUAAUAAACUCAAACCAGACCUUAAACCACAUGUAAAAUACUAUACUGAUAUUAAACAACUGAUAGGUUACAACGUUCGGAUUGGAUGAUAACAAAGCACCCACUUUUUACCAUUAACUUCUAUGCACAUGUAAAACACUUAAUUUCCCAUAUAUUUGCACCAUAUGCCUGCAACACUACACUUCUCUGCACAUUUUCUUUAGUUUUAGUAUUUAUAUAUUUAUGACAAACUGGCAUCUAUGAAAGUACAUUAAUUAAAACAUUUAUAAAAUCAUA
Xenia sp. Carnegie-2017 is the source of this 2839-nucleotide messenger RNA. Its product is annotated as CUB and zona pellucida-like domain-containing protein 1. The coding region runs from base 460 to 2175 and encodes 571 amino acids. The record is from RefSeq and is a predicted model, not a curated record. The transcript has 10 exons. NCBI's taxonomy places the organism in Eukaryota, Metazoa, Cnidaria, Anthozoa, Malacalcyonacea, Xeniidae.